AUGUGCUCUCUCAGUGCAGCCAAUGCCAAGUUCUGUCUUGACUUUUUCAGAGAGCUGAGCAAAAAAAAAAGAAAUGAAAACAUCUUCUUCUCGCCGCUAAGUCUCUCAGCUGCCUUUGGGAUGGUUGUCCUCGGAGCCAGGGGCAACACACUCAAACAGAUUGAGAAGGUAUUUCAUUUCAGUGAAGUUUUGAGCAGUACAAGCCAGGGAAACAGAUACCCUUCUGAGAAGUGCGAAGAAGCUGGAGGAGUCCAUUCCCAGUUCCAGGCUCUGCUGGCUGCAGUCAGUGAACCCAGACCAGGCUGCUCUCUCACCAUUGCCAACAGGCUCUUUGGAGAAAUUACUUAUCCGUUCUUCCAGCAAUACUUGGAUUCCACAAAGAAAUUCUAUCGAGCAGAACUGGAACCAGUCAAUUUUAAAUACACUGAGAAAGAAGCCAGAGAGAAGAUUAACUUCUGGGUGGAAAAUGAGACAAAAGGUAAAAUCAAAGACCUAUUUGCUGCUGGGUUUAUUGAUCCCUCUACUGUACUUGUCCUGGUCAAUGCUAUAUAUUUUAAAGGAAAGUGGGCAGUAGAAUUUAAGAAGGAAGACACUAAGGAAACAUAUUUCCAACUCAACAAGAAUGAGAGAAGAACAGUGAAGAUGAUGUUUCAAGAAGGUUACUUUAACAUGGCCAUUAUAGAGGAACCGAAAAUGAAAGUGAUAGAGCUCCCAUACUUUAAUGAAGAACUGAGCAUGUUCAUUCUUCUUCCUGAAGUUGUCUGUGAGGACUUUACUAGCCUAGAGGAGCUUGAAUGCACCCUCACAUAUGAAAAACUAGCAGGAUGGACCAGCUUGGCUAGGAUGCAACAGCUGAGAGUGAAGGUGUACCUGCCUCAGUUCAAGAUGGAAGAAAGUUACGUGCUCAACAAAACUCUCCAGGAGAUGGGAGUGAUGAAUGUUUUUGACUGGGGAAAAGCUGACUUGUCAGGAAUCUCUAGGAAAGAUGGUUUGGUUGUGUCCAAGGCCAUCCAGAAAUCAUUCGUGGAAGUCAACGAGGAGGGCACUGAAGCAGUUGAGAACACUGAUUUCACAAUGGGCUCCAUCAGUGCAGCAAAUGCAGAAUUUUGUUUUGAUGUAUUCAAAGAGCUGAAAGUCCACCAUGCCAACGACAACAUCUUCUAUUCCCCGUUGAGUGUCAUUGCAGCCUUGGCCAUGGUUUAUCUGGGAGCAAGAGGUAACACUGAGUAUCAGAUGGAGAAGGUUCUUCACUUUGACAAAAUUGCAGGACUUGGAGGAUCUAUUCAGACCAAGAUACAGAAAUCUAAGUGUGGCAAGUCUGUGAAUAUCCACAUAUUGUUUAAAGAACUUCUCUCUGAUAUCACUGCACCAAAAGGCAACUAUUCACUCCACAUUGCCAACAGACUCUAUGCUGAAAAGACACAUCCAAUCCUACCGAUCUACUUAAAAUGUGUGAAGAAACUGAACAGAGCAGGUUUGGAAAUGGUCAACUUCAAAACAGCAUCAGUUCAAGCCAGACAGCUCAUUAAUUCAUGGGUGGAAAAUCAGACAAACGGACAGAUCCAAGAUUUCCUUGAACCAGACUCUGUUGAUUUUAAUACUAUGCUGGUCCUUGUGAAUGCCAUUUACUUCAAAGGGAUAUGGAAGACAGCGUUUAAAGAAGACACACAGGAAUUUCCCUUUAGCGUGACAAAGCAAGAAAGCAGACCUGUGCAAAUGAUGUGUCAGAACGGUACCUUCAAAGUGGCAGCGGUGACUGCAGAGAAAAUGAAGAUCCUGGAGCUUCCGUAUGCCAGCGGGGAGCUGAGCAUGUUGGUGCUGUUGCCUGAUGAUGUCUCUGGCCUGGAGCAGCUUGAGAACAAAAUCAGCUUUGAAAAACUUAUGGAGUGGACCAGUCCUAAUGUGAUGGAAAAGAAAAGAGUGAAAGUGUACCUCCCGCGCAUGAAGAUGGAGGAAAAAUAUAACCUCACAUCUGUCUUAAUGGCCUUGGGUAUGACUGACCUGUUCAGCCCUUCGGCCAAUCUGUCUGGCAUCUCUUCAGCAGAGAGCCUGAAGAUAUCUGAGGCCAUCCAUGAGGCGUACAUGGAAGUCAACGAAGAGGGCACUGAGAUGGCUGACUCAGCGAGUGUGAUGGGAGACAUCAAAGAUUCCUCUGAGUUUGAAGAGUUUAGGGCUGACCACCCAUUCCUUUUCUUGAUCAAACACAAUCCAACCAACAUCAUCCUCUUCUUUGGUAAAUAUUGGUCCCCCUAA
Molecule: messenger RNA, 2253 nt
Organism: Cariama cristata (Red-legged seriema)
Lineage: Eukaryota; Metazoa; Chordata; Aves; Cariamiformes; Cariamidae
Product: ovalbumin-like
Exons: 14
Coding region: 1-2253 (750 amino acids)
Biological process (GO): negative regulation of endopeptidase activity
Molecular function (GO): serine-type endopeptidase inhibitor activity
Source: RefSeq, a predicted model, not a curated record